Molecule: messenger RNA, 4176 nt
Organism: Microcebus murinus (gray mouse lemur)
Lineage: Eukaryota; Metazoa; Chordata; Mammalia; Primates; Cheirogaleidae
Gene: DSE
Product: dermatan sulfate epimerase
Molecular function (GO): chondroitin-glucuronate 5-epimerase activity
Source: RefSeq, a predicted model, not a curated record
CCUCCCUCGAGCGGAGCCUCAGCGCCCGGCGCGUCCAGCCCUCCGCCCCUUUCGUCCACACCCCACCCGGCCGCGCCAGUGGGCUCUCAGUAGCGCCGCCCCAGGCUCAGCGGCGCAUCCCGGGGCGCGGCGCCCAUCGGCACCCAUGGCGCGGCGGGCGCGCUGAGGGCUCGGCUCCGAGGGGGCCGGGGGCCCGGGCACCCUGGAGUGAGAGGGGCCGGGAAGGGGCUCUGGAGCCUGGGCCGAGGCUGGGGAGGCGACACCGGAGAGGACGAGCCGCGGCCAGGAGCUGAUCUUUCGAAGAUGGUUUGGCUGCCUUGGAGUUUUGGAGAUCUGAUGCCACGAUGAGGACUCACACACGGGGGGCCCCCAGUGUGUUUUUCAUAUAUUUGCUUUGCUGUGUGUCGGCCUACAUCUCCGACAAGAACCCAGAAGUCAUGAUUCCCUUCACCAAUGCCAACUACGACAGCCACCCAAUGCUAUACUUCUCCAAGACAGAGGUGGCAGAGCUUCAGCUCAGAGCUGCCAGCUCACACGAGCACAUUGCAGCCCGGCUCACCGAGGCUGUGCACACCAUGCUGUCCAGCCCCUUGGAGUACCUCCCUCCCUGGGAUCCCAAGGACUACAGCGCCCGCUGGAAUGAAAUUUAUGGAAACAACUUGGGUGCCUUGGCAAUGUUCUGUGUACUGUAUCCUGAGAACAUUGAAGCCCGAGACAUGGCCAAAGACUACAUGGAGAGGAUGGCAGCGCAGCCUAGUUGGUUGGUGAAAGAUGCUCCUUGGGAUGAAGUCCCGCUGGCUCACUCCCUGGUUGGCUUUGCCACUGCUUAUGACUUCUUGUACAACUACCUGAGCAAGACACAACAGGAGAAGUUUCUUGAAGUGAUUGCCAAUGCCUCGGGGUAUAUGUAUGAAACGUCCUACAGGAGAGGAUGGGGAUUUCAAUACCUGCACAACCAUCAGCCCACCAACUGCAUGGCUUUGCUCACGGGAAGCAUCGUGCUGAUGAAUCAAGGGUAUCUUCAGGAAGCCUACUUAUGGACCAAACAAGUUCUCACCAUCAUGGAGAAAUCUCUGGUCUUGCUCCGAGAGGUGACGGACGGCUCCCUGUAUGAAGGAGUUGCAUAUGGCAGCUACACCACUAGAUCACUCUUCCAGUAUAUGUUUCUCGUGCAGAGGCACUUUGACAUCAACCACUUUGGCCAUCCGUGGCUUAAACAGCACUUUGCAUUUAUGUACAGAACCAUCCUGCCAGGGUUUCAAAGGACUGUGGCUAUUGCAGACUCAAAUUACAACUGGUUUUAUGGUCCAGAAAGCCAAUUAGUGUUCCUGGAUAAAUUUGUCAUGCGUAACGGCAGUGGCAACUGGCUGGCUGACCAAAUCAGAAGGAACCGUGUGGUGGAAGGUCCAGGAACACCGUCCAAAGGGCAGCGCUGGUGCACUCUGCACACGGAAUUUCUCUGGUAUGAUGCCAGCUUGAAAUCGGUUCCUCCUCCAGAUUUUGGCAUCCCUACACUGCAUUAUUUUGAAGACUGGGGUGUCGUAACUUACGGAAGUGCGCUGCCUGCAGAAAUCAAUAGAUCUUUCCUUUCCUUCAAGUCAGGAAAACUUGGGGGACGUGCAAUAUAUGACAUUGUCCACAGAAACAAGUACAAAGAUUGGAUCAGAGGAUGGAGAAAUUUUAAUGCAGGGCAUGAACAUCCUGAUCAAAACUCAUUUACUUUUGCUCCCAAUGGUGUGCCUUUUAUUACUGAGGCCCUCUAUGGGCCCAAGUACACUUUCUUCAACAAUGUUUUGAUGUUUUCCCCAGCUGUGUCCAAGAGCUGCUUUUCUCCCUGGGAGGGUCAGGUCACAGAAGACUGCUCAUCAAAAUGGUCUAAAUACAAGCAUGACCUGGCAGCCAGCUGUCAGGGGAAAGUGGUUGCAGCAGUGGAGAAAAAUGGGGUGGUUUUCAUCCGAGGAGAAGGUGUGGGUGCUUAUAACCCCCAGCUGAAUCUUAGGAAAGUUCAGAGGAAUCUGAUUCUCCUACAUCCACAGCUUCUUCUCCUUGUGGACCAAAUACAUCUGGGAGAGAAGAGCACCCUCGAAACAGCAGCAAGCUUCUUCCACAACGUGGAUGUUCCUUUUGAGGAGACAGUGGUAGAUGGUGUCCAUGGGGCUUUCAUCAGGCAGCGAGAUGGGCUCUACAAAAUGUACUGGAUGGAUGAUACUGGCUACAGCGAGAAAGCAACCUUUGCCUCAGUGACAUACCCUCGGGGCUAUCCCUACAAUGGGACAAACUAUGUGAAUGUCACCAUGCACCUCCGAAGUCCCAUCACCAGGGCAGCUUACCUCUUCAUAGGGCCAUCCGUUGAUGUGCAGAGCUUCAGCAUCCACGGAGACUCCCAGCAACUGGAUGUGUUCGUAGCCACCAGUGAACAUGCCUAUGCAACAUACCUGUGGACAGGGGAGGCCACAGGACAGUCUGCCUUUGCACAGGUCAUUGCAGAUCGCCAGAAAAUUCUGUUUGACCGGAAUUCAGCCAUCAAGAGCACCAUUGUCCCUGAGGUGAAAGACUACGCUGCUAUUGUGGAACGGAACCUGCAGCAUUUUAAACCAGUGUUCCAGCUGCUGGAGAAACAGAUACUGUCCCGAGUCCGGAACACGGCUAGCUUUAGGAAGACUGCUGAGCGCCUGCUGAGAUUUUCCGAUAAGAGACAGACUGAGGAGGCCAUCGACAGGAUUUUUGCCAUAUCACAGCAACAGCAGCAAAGCAAGUCAAAGAAAAACCGAAGGGCAGGCAAACGCUAUAAAUUUGUGGAUGCUGUCCCUGAUAUUUUUGCACAAAUUGAGGUCAAUGAGAAAAAGAUUCGACAAAAAGCUCAGAUUUUGGCACAGAAAGAACUACCCAUAGAUGAAGAUGAAGAAAUGAAAGACCUUUUAGAUUUUGCAGAUGUAACAUAUGAGAAGCAUAAAAACGGGGCAUUAAUGAAAGGCCGGUUUGGACAGGCACGGGUGGUGACAGCUACUCACAGCAGAGCCCCAUCACUCUCUGCUUCAUACACCAGACUGUUCCUGAUUCUGAACAUUGCUAUUUUCUUUGUCAUGUUGGCAAUGCAGCUGACUUAUUUUCAGAGGGCCCAGAGCCUACAUGGCCAAAGAUGUCUUUAUGCAGUCCUCCUAAUAGAUAGCUGUAUUUUAUUGUGGUUGUACUCUUCUUGUUCCCAAUCACAGUGUUAGCACUGAAGCUAUAAAUUGCUUGAUCAUUUUGUGAUCACAAGAGUCUAUGCAAAAAAAAAAAAAAAAAAAUCGAUGCCCCAGUAAUUGGAUUUGUUACUCAGAUUCAUUUUAACAAAUUAAGGGAAGGUAUAUUCACACAAGAAAGCAGGGAUAUGGGAGAAAUCAGAGUUGGAGCGGGCAAAGAAUUUAUCACAGGAAUAAGAGUAAUUUGGUUGUCCCAUGGUGUUUCUGGAAGUGUUUGGCUUUGCUAAUUUAGCAAUCCAUAAAAUACUACUCCUAGAAAAAACAAUAAGUCUGGUUUUGUUUAAGUAAUAGUUUUUCUUAGAAACAAAACAAUUUAGGUAGAAUUGGAUUUUAUUAAUAUUAAUUUAAUGCAAUUACCUAUUUCCAGAUACUAUAGUAUGGAAAAGACUAAAGAACACAAUUUUGAGAAAUAAAGAAACAAAUUUUUUAAUAGUAUAGACUUGUUGAGAAAUAAAUUGUGCUAAGUCCUGGUAUGGUGGUGUCAGCUUCCCUGGGGAAGUAGUUCUCAGGCUGUGUGCAUAACAGCAUCUGUUACUAUAGGAUCUGGAUGACUAUUCAGAUAACAUAGUAAAAGUGAUGGCAGAAGAUCAUUAAAAACUUAAACUAUAUUUCCAAUAGAAAACUUAUAUCUAUUAAUGAAUAUUUCCUUGAUGAGGCUGGUUCUGGACACAUAUUGCUUAUGGACAUUCAUUGGUUCAAUAAUUAGGACAAUUAUAGAUAAUGUAAUAUUGUAUUUUCCUUAUGUGGAAAACUGUUGUAGAUCCAGUGACUAAACUUUUCAAAAUAAAAUAUUUUAUAUCCUGAAUGUUGAUUUCAAUACCAAAGAAGAUGGGGAAUCUAAAAUUUGAAUAUGAUUUUUAUGUUUUUUAAUAGAAAACUUUCUUCAAGUUUAUUUUGCUAAAUAAACAGAUUAUAAUUGUGAUUGUUCUCUAGU